Molecule: messenger RNA, 4249 nt
Organism: Dermacentor silvarum
Lineage: Eukaryota; Metazoa; Arthropoda; Arachnida; Ixodida; Ixodidae
Product: extracellular matrix organizing protein FRAS1-like
Exons: 16
Coding region: 1-2640 (879 amino acids)
Source: RefSeq, a predicted model, not a curated record
AUGACCGCCUUAUACGGCAAAGAGGUAGAGCAGGCGGCGGCAAAGAAACCAGCAGUUAUAGACAAGAAACCGUUGGACAAUUUCGUGGACACCGGAGCGCCGGGUGAAGAUACUGAUGUCGCUAACAACCGAAGCCCACCUGAUCUGCACACGCUGGUUGAAGAUAUGGAAGGCGUCCAGUUCCAUCCGGCUCAGCUCGUCAAAUACACCGAGUCUACCAAUGCAACGGCCAAACCGCCCAUCCGCUCGGCUGUUACCAGUGCUCUCACCGUGCCAUUUGUGGUGUCCCUGCUGCACUACGACGACGUCAGAGGCCACUUGGGACAGCCGGCACCAGCAGGAUACCCCGUCGUGUGCGUCCCGCCGUGCGACCCUCAUCACCCGGGCUUUGCCACUCUGGGCACCAGCUGCAAGGGAUCCACUAGGAGCGGUCCUCCGAGCAGCCUGCAGUACACAUGGGAGGCUGCAGCUACGGACGACGACGGGUCGUCAACAUUCGAGCCCAUUUCCCGGGAGACGCCUUUUGCAGCCGUACAGCAGCGGGUCCUUGACAGUAUGUACCUCUCAGGCGGAUCUACCGUGAGGUGCAUCGUUGAGGAAACACGAGGCGCUUUUGGUCACCGACGGGCUUUCAGCGACCCUGUGGCUAUCAGCCCUAGAGGAAUCUGUCCUGCUGACAAACAACAAGUGCAGGACGUCACUGCCUCCAUGGAAUAUCUGAACGGCACGGAUCCCUCAGCACAACCUGGUCACCUGCGCAUUACUGUUCACCUAAAGCACAGAGACUCCAUGCUGCCUCUGGUCUCGACGCAUCCACUGCCCAGCGCCGAGCAACUCUUCGGGAACGUUGUUUCGCAGAAGCAGCACGUCUGCUCCAAUGUAGCGGGCCGCGGUGACCAUGACUUGGCGUUUGCCGCCUUCAUGAAUUCUGCGGCCGGUGAUCCUGGCACAGCGGAGGCGAGGCCUUACCAGAAUGACCCAGCGAUCCGCGGUUCUCCUACUGUGUCCCUGUACCGACACCUCGAUCUGGACCGGUGUCUAUGGACGUUUGAGGCCGCCAUAUCACUCAAGGAUGCAGUUGGCAUUUGUGGCGGUGUCCUGCUCGAAGAUUUCAAGGAGCCCGAUUCGCACCGGCGGUUUGUCACGGCACGGCUACCGCUGUACGUGACGCUGGCUUUCCCGGUAGUUGGCGCAGCCUUUGGAGAGGCGGCCCCUCGAUGGACGAGCGUGGAGCGGCGCUCGCAGCUGGAGCUGAGCUUUGCUUACGGGCCGGCGGUGUGGUCUGAACGGCCGCUGGGCACGCGAGCGACGCCAAAGGCCAAAGUCUCAGUGACCAGGGUGUCGCUAAGCCGCGACGGCAGGCUCAGCGUACAUCUGCUCUCCAAGGCGCUGUUCCACGGCAUGUUGGCGCUGAGCCACACGACCAAAAAGCACGUCCGCGGCCGAUUCUCGAAGCCGGCGUCCGGGGACUCGGGCCACUACUCUCUCACCCUGUUGUGGGCCGAGCCAUCGUUCGACGCACCGUCGCAACUAUGGAAAGCUGUGUCCGAGCACAGCUUCAAGGAUUACUCAGGUCUUCACGAGCUGGAACUUGUACCAUGCGUCGCCGCGCCAACCCAGGAGUACAAAAUACCUCCAGAGGACUUCUGCACGUCCCUCGACCCACUGAGGUUCGAGGUCUCGGUCCUGGCUCCCCAGCCCAUCAAUGCCCUCGACGGUGCAGUCUACAACAUGGGCACAGAGUUGCAGUUGCUCAGCAGCAGGGAAGAGUUCCUCUCCGACCCCAGGGACUUGCCACACGGCUUUGGAGACGUCGACGAGAGGCGCAUCUUCUUCAAAGGGGAGACUCUGUUCGGUCGCGUCUUGUGGAAGCCGCUGGAAGAGCUCAGCGCUAGUCUCCGCAUCGACCAAGUCUACCUGUGCACAGGAAAGGCGGGCUUCACGCCCAGCUUCGACCCAACGGGCCACGAGCUUGCCCGAGCACCCAGCUUUGGCUGCGUGCAGCCCAGUCCGGACCUCGAACACCGUUUCCUCAUUCUGGACCGCAGCAAUCCAGACCACGUCCAUGAUUCGGUGGCAGGAGUGCCUUUCAAGGCCAAACUUGCCGAAGAGGAUUCCCUCACCAGCCGGCUGCGGGACUAUCCGGGAGUUGACGGAUUCUCCAUGCUGGUCGACCCUCUGUACGAGACUGCGUCCGGCGGCCAGUGGUACUUGCAGGUGCUGUACUCGGUCGUGCCCCACGGCAGAGGCGGACAUCGACGCCGCCGAGGGAGGACGGUGGCUUCUCCGAGCAACGAGACGGCGACUGCGACCGAGAUGCACUCGUUCCGCAUAGGCGGCAAGACGCGCCAGGCCGGUGCCGCUUCCGCUGCCACACUGCUGGCAGCAGGGAGCUCUGCGCUCUUUGUGCUGCUCCUUGGCGGAUGGGCCGGAUACCGGUACCGCCGAGCAGUCGUCGCAUCUUCAGCAGCCACAAGUGCUGGCGCGCGAAACGGCGGCCGCUACGCUGCUUUGUGCGGCCAUCAUCACCAUGGCCACUGCCACCAUUACAGUGCAUCAUCGCCGCGCGUGCAAGGGGUGCGGGUUGUGCCGUGGCGGCCCGUGUUAGACACUGUGCGCCCUGACACCACCGAAGUGUGACGUUUAGCCGCUCAAAUCCCCGUGAAGGCGUUGCAAGACCUUUCGCUCCCAACAGUGAAACCGAAAGCCACCACUUUUGCAUGCUCCCUCGAACUAUAACGACAAGUUUCACGUGCAUCAAGACGUUUGCGAGACAAGCACGCGUGAAAGUUGGUCUGAUAUGAACGUUGCCGUCAUGGUGGCCAUGACUGAAAGAAUAGCGCACAUGGCUAAUCGGCUUGAUCUCCCGAAAAUGCAGUGGGCUAUGCGCAGGGUCAAUCGCGCUUGACUAAAACAAAGGUAUACUUGCUUAAUGACCGCUGCUAAAGGAGCGGCUACUGAAUCCAAAGAAAAGAGCUUCUCCGCUAUCAAGGGGGAAAUACUUCAGCAGAUGGUAGACCAAUGCGCCAAAAAUAAGCAUCUGACAGCAAAGUAGUGCAACAAGUAUUAGCGCGAUCAUGUUUCCGGAGCGGUACCAAGAAAACACAAAAACCUCAAGGGGUCAUCUUUGAGCAGUGCGAACGGCAAUACAGCUAAGGCAUCUUUAAGCGUUCGCUUCGUUUCGACGAUCCAAUCCUUAAUCAAUGAACCGUCAGUUCGAAGGCGAGCGAGGAUAAUGCGGCUAUGAAGGAGUGAGAGGAGGUGAAAGAGGAAUUGAUCGCGCGCCUCGAACUGCGUGCCAUAGCAUAUAUAUAUAUAUAUAUAUAUAUAUAUAUAUAGCCUACCCAUAAAGAUGUGCCGGCGACCGGUUCUGUUCUCUACGGAAUAGCGUUGGGCAAGUUGGUGUAUGCAAUUCCAAUGUUUCCCAACGCAUGAGACAUGGACAAGAAAUAGAUGCUCACAGCGUUUACUAACAACUGCUAUACCUGCUCUCAGGGAAAUGAACUUUCAUUAUUUAGUUCAGUGCUGUGAGUUUCUAUUUCUUGUUGUCCGUUCUUUUAUGCGCUGGGAAACUUUGGAAAAGUUGCUUGCUAAGUCGCAAACUCAACGGAAUCACAGCGUACUUCAAAGGAGUUAACACUACCUUUGACAGCCAUUAUCGAUGGUUUCUGCAGGAAUUGUUUGUAACGCAUGUCAAAACGCAAUGCGCGUUUCCGGUCGUAUUGAAGAAGUGCAUGUAAAUGAACGCAGCCUUGUUCCAAGGAUCACUGUCAUUAGAUAAACUUUAUCUUUAGUGAGCUUUUGCGACAGUAAAGAUGGGUUACGGAACUGCUGUCAGAGCCGCCCCGGUGUGGGCAUCCCGUCCAGCGACAGCUGAACAAAAGCGGUAUCAUGUAUUUAUAAAUUGAUCACUCACAUUCUAAAAUGAGGUCGAUUAUUCAUUAAAUGGACCCUAAAGCGAAAUGUGAAAUCAUGCUUGUCCGGUGUAUUUCUCUUGGUAGUCUGCUUUAACUUGUUCAGCGGGAAAAUAUGACGUAUGAGCCAAGAGAGAAAAUUUCCCGCCUCUGGGCAACUUUUGGACCCCUCUCUCCGUUUCUCGCGCGGUUUGGGACAUUUGGUCUGAGCUCCUAUAUACGCGGACUCUGGGGCCGAUGCAACGAGCAGCCUUGCCGCGCGAGCAGUGCCAGAGAAGCGCGGAGCCCUCUAUAAAGACCCUCGGCAUUUCUGUCCCGCAGUGUUCGAGGUUCUU